AUGGGGUUGCAAUAUGUCCACCACAAAGUGAUCGCAGCAUUCCUUCGCAGUCUUGUUCGGCCUCGACUUCACCUUAAUCCAAAGCCGGAUGAAGUUGUGUCGAUACCGAUUCGAGAUGCCGGUCAAUCCAUCAAAGCCAACAUCUACAAACCUAGCACCGAGAAGCAGAAGCCCAGUCCGGUGUUAGUGAACUUCUGUGGCAGUGGAUUUGUGCUUCCCACGUUCGGAAAUGACGAUGAGUUCUGUCGCUAUAUUGCCGACCAUACCGAUUACACAGUGAUCGAUGUGCAAUAUCGUCUCGCCCCAGAACACAUCUUCCCCGCAGCCUUCCAAGACGCCGAGGACGUCGUGAAAUGGGUUAGGUCACAACCAGAACGUUUCGACAUCGAUUGUCUAUCGCUCUCAGGCUUCAGUUCCGGAGCAAACAUUGCGCUCGCGGUGUCCUCAUCGUCUGCAAUUUUCUCGCUGGAGAACCAGAAUGACAAUCCAGACGUCUUCCGUGCUGUCUUGUCCUUUUAUGGUCCCACUGACUUGGCCCUGGAGACCCCAGAUAAGACUAUCGCCGAUCCAUCGAACUGGAUCAUGAGAAAGAUCUUCCCGGGAUUCUCGCGUCUUUGCCACAAGUGCUUUAACCCCGGCGUGGUCGACCCGGAAGAUCCUCGAAUGUCGCCUUCGUUCGUCGACCCCCUUAACUUCCCCGGGAAUGUCUUGAUCAUCACCGCCGCUCAAUGCGCAUUUGCGCUCGAAGGAGAGGAGCUCGCGACCAAACUCGAGUCUGCAGGCAAAUACGUGAAGUCUUGCAGAAUGGACGACUGUGCGCAUGGAUGGGACAAAGAAGCGGUUAGGGGGACGUCGCAGUGCAAAGCAAAAGAUGAUGCCUAUGCGAUGGCAGUGGAAAUGUUACAGCGAGGGAAGAACGAAGUAAAGACUUCCAACCCGAAGUGA
Messenger RNA from Penicillium atrosanguineum, 945 nucleotides. RefSeq lists its product as uncharacterized. The transcript has a single exon. Lineage: Eukaryota; Fungi; Ascomycota; Eurotiomycetes; Eurotiales; Aspergillaceae. The coding region runs from base 1 to 945 and encodes 314 amino acids. Gene Ontology annotation, molecular function: hydrolase activity. The record is from RefSeq and is a predicted model, not a curated record.